Molecule: messenger RNA, 2774 nt
Organism: Mus musculus (house mouse)
Lineage: Eukaryota; Metazoa; Chordata; Mammalia; Rodentia; Muridae
Gene: Slc47a1
Product: solute carrier family 47, member 1
Exons: 17
Coding region: 97-1872 (591 amino acids)
Biological process (GO): L-alpha-amino acid transmembrane transport; xenobiotic transport; thiamine transmembrane transport
Cellular component (GO): plasma membrane; basolateral plasma membrane; apical plasma membrane
Molecular function (GO): L-arginine transmembrane transporter activity; transmembrane transporter activity; polyspecific organic cation:proton antiporter activity
Source: RefSeq, a predicted model, not a curated record
CACAGCAGAGACCUUGAACACCCACUACUGCCAGAUCCAAUAUUUGCUGGCCACAGCGGAACCACGAUCGGACCUUUGGCUGACCGUAGUGGGAUCAUGUCUCAGGACUCUAAGUCCUUCCACACCCUAAUUUCUCAAGUGCCCUCUGCUCCCUUGCAACGACAGCGACAGCGACUGGAAGGUCCUUGCCUCAGCGCGCUCUUUCCUUUUGCUUCCAGCACUUUUGCAAACUUUUCUGUUCCUACAUUAGGGUGCUGGCUAGCCUUUGGAGAUGCGCAGGCCUUGGGGUUGCAAGGGCAAGGGUUCUUGGCCCAGCUGAUGAUGUUCCUAAUCAGUUUCAUAAGCUCAGUGUUCUGUGGCCACUUGGGCAAGCUGGAGUUGGAUGCAGUCACACUGGCAAUUGCGGUUAUCAAUGUCACAGGCAUUUCAGUGGGACAUGGCUUGUCUUCUGCUUGUGACACGCUCAUCUCCCAGACAUACGGGAGCCAGAACUUAAAGCACGUAGGGGUUAUCCUGCAAAGGGGGACACUCAUCCUGCUCCUCUGCUGCUUUCCCUGCUGGGCACUCUUCAUCAACACCGAGCAAAUUCUGCUGCUCUUCAGACAGGACCCGGAUGUAUCCAGGCUCACCCAGACUUACGUCAUGAUCUUCAUCCCAGCGCUUCCUGCAGCUUUUCUUUAUACGUUACAAGUUAAAUACUUGCUCAACCAGGGCAUCGUUCUGCCUCAGAUUAUGACGGGCAUCGCAGCUAACCUUGUCAACGCCCUGGCCAACUAUGUGUUUCUCUAUCACCUGCAUCUUGGGGUGAUGGGUUCAGCAUUGGCCAACACCAUCUCCCAGUUUGCCCUGGCCAUUUUCCUGUUCCUCUACAUCCUCUGGAGAAGACUACACCAAGCCACCUGGGGAGGGUGGUCCUGGGAGUGUCUGCAGGACUGGGCCUCCUUCCUGCGACUGGCUAUCCCCAGCAUGCUCAUGCUGUGCAUAGAGUGGUGGGCCUAUGAGGUUGGCAGCUUCCUGAGUGGUAUCCUUGGCAUGGUGGAGUUGGGAGCCCAGUCCAUCACCUAUGAAUUGGCUAUCAUUGUAUACAUGAUCCCUUCAGGCUUCAGUGUGGCUGCCAACGUCCGGGUGGGAAAUGCACUGGGCGCAGGAAACAUUGACCAGGCCAAGAAGUCCUCAGCUAUUUCCUUGAUAGUCACAGAGCUCUUUGCUGUGACCUUCUGCGUCCUGCUGCUAGGCUGUAAGGAUCUCGUGGGCUACAUUUUCACUACCGAUCGGGAUAUCGUGGCCUUGGUGGCUCAAGUGAUCCCCAUUUAUGCUGUGUCCCACCUCUUUGAAGGUCUUGCUUGUACCUGUGGUGGUAUCCUGAGGGGCACUGGGAACCAGAAGGUUGGAGCCAUCGUUAAUGCCAUCGGGUAUUAUGUCAUUGGCCUCCCCAUCGGGAUCGCGCUGAUGUUUGCUGCUAAGCUGGGAGUGAUCGGCCUGUGGUCAGGCAUCAUCAUCUGCACUACCUGUCAGACCACGUGCUUCCUGGCUUUUAUUGCUCGGCUCAAUUGGAAACGCGCCUGUCAACAGGCUCAAGUACAUGCCAAUUUGAAGGUAAACGUGGCCCUGAAUUCCGCUGUCUCUCACGAGCCUGCUCACCCAGUGUGUCCUGAGAGCCAUGGAGAAAUUAUGAUGACGGAUCUUGAAAAAAAAGACGAGACUCAGUUGGACCAGCCGAUGAACCAGCAACAAGCUUUGCCUAUCCGUCCAAAGGACAGCAAUAAACUGUCUGGGAAACAGUUGGCCUUACGGAGAGGACUCCUGCUCCUAGGGGUAGUCUUAGUCUUGGUGGGUGGGAUUUUAGUGAGAGUCUAUAUCAGAAUUGAAUAAUGUGGGAAUGCCAUCAAUCCAGCAACUUGGGUGCUCCUCAGUCUGUGAAGUUAAUGCUGAACAAAUCCACCCCACAUUGAAACAUCAGGGCUGGGGAUACUGCAGACAGCAAUAUGUUCAGCAUGUUCUGGGCCCUCUAACAUAAGUUCUCUCUCUCUCUCUCUCUCUCUCUCUCUGUAUGUGUCUCUCUUUGGGUGUGUGUUUGAGAGAGACAGAGAGAGGGAGACACCCCCCCAAGAGAUAUAAACAGAAAGACAAAGAGACAUAGAUGAGACAGAGGCAGAGGAGAUGCUCUGGAGUGGACAAUGCCUGCAAUAUACUUACCUACCAAAUACCAGUAUUCGAAACAUUGUACCAACCGGAAUGUUGAUUUUGCACCCCUGGGAUUGCAGGGAGUCACCUGGAGACUCUAGCUCACUGCCACUGUCCCCAUGUUUCCAAAGGAUAGUGUCACACAUUGUGAACCCAGGAAAAGCUCCCCGUUCAAAAACAGUCUCUUCUGAAUGCGUGUCACUUUUGCAUCAAUGUUAAAGUUGAGCCCCUGGAAAGUGAAUCACUGUUUAAGUCUGGGCCCACGUGCAGUUUUGAACAUAGAGACAAUUCAGAGCCAGUCAUUAUAGUUAACAGAAUUCAACUGUGCCCAUGGGAAUUAUGAACUGAGAAUUCAAAAAUUUUGUUUCUCUAAUAAAUAAGGUAAACACCAUAUAGUGCAAUGUGGGGGAGACUAUGGGGGAGUAUUAAUUCAUCUGCCACUGUCAAACAUGCACUGCUGUCUACUGUCUUCAUUCCGGGCUGGAAUUCCUAUUUCUUCUGCCUAUUGUUUUCUAUGCUACAAAACUAUAUCUGAACUGCUUCUAUAUUCUUGCUGUGUGACUUCUAUUAAAUACAUUUUAUGAUAUGUC